AGGAGGAAGGCUUCGGCUGUGAUGCCGCUGGAUGAUGGCUGCCUUCGGUAUCUUAAGUUACGAACACCGGCCAUUAAAGCGGCCCCGGCUCGGCCCUCCGGACGUUUAUCCCCAAGAUCCAAAGCAGAAAGAGGAUGAGUUGACUGCACUCAAUGUGAAGCAAGGAUUCAACAAUCAGCCGGCUGUCUCUGGUGAUGAACAUGGCAGUGCCAAAAAUGUCAACUUCAACCCUUCAAAGAUUAGUUCAAACUUCAGUAGCAUCAUUGCAGAGAAGCUGCGCUACAACACGUUUCCAGAUACGGGGAAACGUAAACCACAGGUCAACCAGAAGGAUAAUUUCUGGCUUGUCACGGCAAGGUCACAGAGCUCCAUCAAUAACUGGUUCACCGAUUUAGCUGGAACUAAACCUCUCACGCAGCUGGCUAAAAAGGUGCCCAUCUUCAGCAAAAAGGAGGAGGUGUUUGGAUAUCUGGCCAAGUACUCGGUUCCUGUCAUGCGAUCAGCAUGGAUGAUCAAGAUGACCUGUGCUUAUCACGCAGCCAUCACAGAAACUAAAGUGAAGAAGAGGCAUGUUAUUGAUCCCUGCAUAGAAUGGACGCAGAUCAUCACGAAGUACCUCUGGGAGCAGCUUCAGAAGGUGGCUGAGUUUUACAGGCAGUUUCCCAGCCAAGGCUGCAGCUCGCCUCUCCCGGCCACACCAGCUGACGUGGAGAUGGCGAUGAAGCAGUGGGAGUACAACGAGAAGCUGGCCAUGUUCAUGUUUCAGGAUGGAAUGUUAGACAGACAUGAGUUCCUGACGUGGGUGCUGGAGUGUUUUGAGAAGGUCCGGCCCGGCGAAGACGAACUUCUCAGACUCCUCCUGCCCCUUUUGCUACAGUACUCAGGGGAAUUUGUACAGUCGGCUUACUUGUCACGACGGCUGGCUUAUUUCUGCACACGCCGCCUCAACCUGUUGCUAAGUGACGGGAGCCUGGGCCCCGGCGCAGGGGGGCAUCCAGCCCAUGGCAUAUUGACACAGCAAGGCAACGCGCUGCCCCCGACCCCCACCUCUCAGCCGGCGGGAGGAAACCAGCCGCAGACACCUUUCACAGAUUUUUACAUCUGCCCGCAGCACCGGCCCCUGGUGUUCGGCCUCAGCUGCAUGCUACAGAGCAUCGUAUUGUGCUGCCCCAGUGCUCUGGUGUGGCAUUACUCCCUGACAGACAGCAGAAACAAGACGGGCUCGCCUCUGGACCUGCUGCCCCUCGCCCCCUCCAGCCUGCCGAUGCCAGGAGGCAACACCGCCUUCACACAGCAGGUCCGUUCAAAGUUGCGAGAAAUCGAGGAGCAAGUCAAGGAGCGAGGCCAGGCGGUUGAGUUCAGGUGGUCGUUUGAUAAAUGCCAGGAAACCACAGCAGGCUUCACCAUCGGGAGGGUCCUUCACACGUUGGAGGUCUUGGACAACCACAGCUUUGAGAAGUCCGAUUUUAACAACUCACUGGAUUCGCUCUACAACAGGAUAUUCGGCUCAGGCCAAAGUAAAGAUGGUCAUGAGAUGUCACCUGACGACGACGCCGUGGUGACCUUGCUUUGUGAAUGGGCCGUGUGCUGCAAACGCUCCGGCAGGCACCGGGCCAUGGUGGUGGCCAAGCUGCUGGAGAAGAGACAGGCUGAAAUAGAGGCAGAGAGGUGUGGUGAGUCGGAGGUGGUGGAUGAGAAGGGCUCUGUGUCAUCCGGCUCCCUCUCAGCUGCCACACUGCCAGUCUUUCAGGAUGUGCUGCUGCAGUUUCUCGAUACCCAGGCCCCCACACUCACGGAGCCGGGAAAUGAAAGCGAGCGAGUGGAGUUCUCAAACCUGGUUCUCCUCUUCUGCGAGCUCAUCCGUCACGACGUCUUCUCCCACAACAUCUACAUGUGCACGCUGAUUUCCCGGGGUGACCUGGCCUCUGACUCCCACCUGCCACGCCCACGCUCCCCCAGCGACGAGCCGUCGGAUGAAUCAGAGCGCAAAGAGCAGGAGGCGGGCAGCAGCAUCAAGAUGGAGGACACCGGACUGUCGGAGUCCAUGGAAAUUGAUCAGAACUCCAGUGCUAAUUUUGACGAGAUGUUCUCACCCCCGAUGCACUGCGAGUCCAAGGGGAGCCCCUCCCCUGAGAAGCCCACCCCAGAGCAGGACAGCAAGGCCGGCUGUAAGGACAAGGGGAUGGACCCGGCCUUCCCCCAGCUGUACGAGCAGCCGCGCCACAUUCAGUAUGCCACUCACUUCCCCAUUCCUCAGGAGGAAAGCGCAAGUCACGAGUGCAACCAGCGUCUUGUUGUCCUCUACGGCGUUGGCAAGCUGAGGGACGAGGCACGCCACACCAUCAAGAAGAUUACCAAAGACAUCUUGAAGGUGCUCAACCGCAAAAGCACAGCAGAAACAGGCGGGGAGGAAGGACAGAAGAGGAAGAGGAGUAAGCCCGAGGCCUUUCCCACCGCAGAAGAUAUCUUCUCCAAAUUCCAACACCUCUCACAUUUUGAUCAGCACCAGGUCACCUCACAGGUGUCCAGAAAUGUGCUGGAACAGAUCACCAGCUUUGCCUUAGGGAUGUCGUACCACCUGCCUCUCGUCCAGCACAUCCAGUUCAUCUUCGACCUCAUGGAGUAUUCCCUCAACAUCAGUGGCCUCAUAGACUUUGCGAUCCAACUUCUGAAUGAGCUGAGUCUGGUGGAAGCGGAGCUGCUGCUGAAGUCGUCCAGCCUGGUGGGCAGCUACACCACCAGCCUGUGUCUCUGCAUCGUGGCCGUGCUGAGGAGAUACCACUCCUGCCUCAUCCUCAAUCCUGAGCAGACGGCUCAAGUGUUUGACGGAUUGCGCAUUGUGGUGAAGUCCGGCGUGAACCCUGCAGACUGCUCCUCCGCCGAGCGCUGCAUCCUGGCCUACCUGUACGACCUGUACACAUCCUGCAGCCACCUCAAGAACAAGUUUGGUGAGAUCUUCAGCGAGUUCUGCUCUAAAGUGAAAAACUCCAUCUACUGCAACAUCGACCCGUCCGACUCAAACAUGCUGUGGGAUCCCGUCUUCAUGAUGGAGGCCAUCGCCAAUCCCUCAGCCCACAACUUCAACCACUCCAUGGUGGGCAAAAUCCUCAACGACAGCCCGGCCAACCGCUACAGCUUCGUGUGCAACGUGCUCAUGGACGUGUGUGUGGACCACCGAGACCCCGAGAGGGUGAACGACAUUGGGAUCCUGUGCGCGGAGCUGACGGCGUACUGUCGCUCCCUGAGCGCCGAGUGGCUCGGAAUCCUCAAGGCCCUCUGCUGCUCCUCCAACAACGGCAACUGCGGCUUCAAUGACUUGCUGUGUAACGUGGAUGUUAGCGAUCUGUCCUUCCACGAUUCCCUGGCAACCUUUGUAGCCAUCCUCAUUGCUCGGCAGUGCUUGUUACUGGAAGAUCUGGUUCGCUGUGUGGCCAUCCCGUCACUCCUCAAUGCAGCCUGCAGCGAACAAGACUCUGAGCCGGGAGCGAGGCUCACCUGCAGGAUUCUGCUACACCUUUUCAAGACGCCACAGCGCAACCCGGUCCCCCAGGACGGAGUGAAGUCAGACAAAUCCUCAGUUGGUAUCCGGUCGUCUUGUGAUCGCCACCUCCUCGCAGCGUCCCAGAACAGCAUUGUAGUUGGAGCAGUAUUUGCUGUCCUCAAAGCUGUUUUCAUGCUGGGUGAUGCAGAGCUGAGAGGCUCAGGACUGUCUCACCCUGCCGGCCUCGAUGACAUAUCUGAAGGACGCAAUGUCUCCAUCGAGACAGCCAGCCUGGAUGUGUAUGCCAAGUAUGUUCUGAAGACGAUCUGCCAGCAGGAGUGGGUUGGCGAACGCUGCCUGAAAUCUCUGUCUGAGGACAGCAGUGCCCUGCAGGACCCUGUGCUGGUGAACAUUCAGGCCCAGCGGCUUCUGCAGCUUAUUUGUUAUCCGCACCGCCAGCUGGACAGCGACGACGGCGACAACCCUCAGAGGCAGCGCAUCAAACGCAUCCUUCAGAAUAUGGACCAAUGGACAAUGAGGCAGUCGUCUCUGGAGCUGCAGCUGAUGAUCAAACAGAGCACAAACAAUGAGCUCUAUGCUCUCUUGGAAAACAUAGCGAAAGCCACGAUUGAAGUGUUUCAGAAAUCAGCUGAGAUGAACUCCAAUAACCCCUCAGGGAAUGGAGCCACAGUCCAGGGCGGCUCCGCCUCCAACAACAGCAGCACCACAAGCAAGAUGAAACCUAUCUUAAGCUCAUCGGAGCGAUCAGGCGUUUGGCUCGUGGCUCCGUUAAUCGCCAAGCUGCCCACUUCAGUUCAGGGCCACGUGCUGAAGGCUGCCGGAGAGGAGCUGGAGAAGGGACAGCACCUCGGCUCCUCUUCACGUAAAGAGAGAGACAGACAGAAACAGAAAAGCAUGUCGCUGCUGAGCCAGCAGCCGUUCCUGUCGCUGGUACUGACCUGCUUGAAGGGGCAGGAUGAGCAGAGGGAGGGUCUCCUCACCUCCCUGUACAGCCAGGUGCAGCAGAUCGUCACCAACUGGAGAGAAGACCAGUACCAGGAUGACUGCAAGGCCAAGCAGAUGAUGCACGAGGCUCUGAAGCUACGACUCAAUCUUGUUGGUGGCAUGUUUGACACGGUGCAGCGCAGCACCCAGCAGACCACCGAGUGGGCGGUCCUGCUCCUGGACAUAAUCAGCAGCGGCACCGUGGACAUGCAGUCCAAUAAUGAGCUCUUCACCACAGUGCUGGACAUGCUGAGCGUGCUGAUUAACGGCACGCUGGCCGCCGACAUGUCCAGCAUCUCUCAGGGCAGCAUGGAGGAGAACAAGAGAGCCUACAUGAACCUGGUCAAGAAGCUCAGGAAAGAGCUUGGAGAUCGGCAGUCAGAAAGUCUGGAGAAGGUUCGCCAGCUUCUGCCGCUGCCGAAGCAAACCCGAGACGUGAUCACGUGUGAACCUCAGGGGUCACUGAUCGACACGAAGGGCAACAAGAUCGCCGGCUUUGAGAAAGAGGGUCUUCAAGUGUCAACCAAGCAGAAGAUUUCUCCGUGGGACGUCUUUGAGGGUCUGAAGCACUCGGCGCCGCUCUCCUGGGGCUGGUUCGGAACGGUACGCGUGGACCGCAAAGUCACCAAGUUUGAGGAGCAGCAGCGUUUCCUGCUGUACCACACCCACCUGAAGCCCAAACCGCGUAGCUAUUACCUGGAGCCCCUCCCGCUGCCCCCCGAGGAAGAGGAGCCCCUGACCCCCAUCUCCCAGGAGCCGGAGAAGAUAAAGGAGGCCGUGAAGCCCGAGAAGAAUGUUCCCGCCGUGCCCUCGGACACAAACAAGAAGAAGCCCAGCAAGAAAAAGAAAAAUCAGACCAAGUCAGAGGAAUAUCGACCACCCAGCGGUGUGAGCUACGUGCCUAACAUGCCUCCAGAUCCGAUGCAAAACCACCCAUACGGCAGGCUACCAUACAGCCAGCAGCCCAUCGGCAUGUACACACAGAACCAGCCUCUACCUCCAGGAGGUCCAGGAUUAGAACCUCCGUACAGGCCUACCCGCAACCCACAGAUGGCCAAAAUGAUGACCACUCGACCCAGCUAUCCCGGCAUGAUGCCCGGCAUGCAGGGAAACAUGCCCGGCAUGAUGGGACUGGACAAGCAAUACAUGGGUUACAAACCCCCGCCCAGCAUGCCGCAGGGCCAGAUGCUGCGACAGCAGUUACAGGUCAGACUGAAUCAGAGCAUAAUGGGGCAGCAGAUCAGACAGAUAACGCCCAACCCACCAUACACAUCAAUGCAGGCCUCCCAGAACAUAUCUCAGGGCUAUACCCCAUACGGCGGAUCACACCUGAGCUUGCAGCAGCACCCGUCCCAAAGUGGUGGUAUAGUUCCCUCCUCCUACGGGAACCAGAACUUCCAGGGCUCCCACCCUGGAGCCAACCCGGCUGUGGUGGACCCCCUCAGGCAGAUGCAGCAGAGGCCCAGCGGUUACAUUCACCAGCAGGCUCCAGGCUACGCACACAAUAUGCAGAACACGCAGAGGUUUGCCCACCAGCCCCUCCAGCAGAAUCCGAUCAUGCACGGCCUCAGUCACAUGGCCGGCCAGGGCGUCCAUCCAGGCCUGAGGCCCAAUCAGAUGCUGGCAGAGCAACAGCAGCAGCAGCAGCAGCAGCAACAACAGCAGCAGCAGCAACAGCAGGCAGCACAGCAGCAGCAGUACCUCAGACAACAUGCACUCAGACAGCAGCAGCAGCAGCAGCAGCAGCAGCAGGCCCAGCAAGUUCCUCAACAGCAGCAGCAACAGCAGCAGCCGGUCCAGCCGCAGCAGGUUCCCCCUCAGCAGCAGGUUCCACAGCAGCAGCAGCAACAGCAGCAGGUGUCAGCGGUGCCGCCUCCAGGCCAGGCGCAGAACCAGGGGCUCGGCAUGCAGCCGCUGCCCCCUCAGCAGCCUCUGUUCCCACGACAGGGGAUGCAGCAGACUCAACAGCAGCAGCAGACUGCAGCUCUGGUCAGACAGCUCCAACAACAACUUUCAAAUACACAACCAGGACAGGGCACCAACUCAUAUUACUAAUUGUUGAUCACGCCGUGCAGAGAACGGGCCAUUAUUAAGGGGGAGGCUCAGCUCUGUCUGUUGGAUUGAAAGAAUGUGUCCAGUCCUGUGAAAGCAGUUAAAUGGGAAGACUGUUUCUCCGGCUCCGAGGACCACCAAACAUCAACGUCAGUUGUUGUAAUUACGGAUUAUCAAAGGAGGGAUCCGGAUCUGAAGUAGAAAAAUAAUGGUUAAUGGUGGAGAAGUUUAUGUACAAAAUACCACAAAUUAUAAGAAUAAUGCAAUUUUUUAUUUUAUUUCAAUUUGUACAAUUUUUUCAGUUUCGUGUAUUUCUCAUUAAAAAAAAAGUCAUGUCA
Messenger RNA from Salarias fasciatus (jewelled blenny), 6876 nucleotides. RefSeq names its product mediator complex subunit 12 (gene med12). Gene Ontology annotation, molecular function: transcription factor binding; beta-catenin binding; transcription coactivator activity. Gene Ontology annotation, biological process: positive regulation of transcription by RNA polymerase II. The coding region runs from base 32 to 6541 and encodes 2169 amino acids. Gene Ontology annotation, cellular component: mediator complex. Lineage: Eukaryota; Metazoa; Chordata; Actinopteri; Blenniiformes; Blenniidae. The record is from RefSeq and is a predicted model, not a curated record. The transcript is spliced from 43 exons.